AGUUAAACAGAGAAUGAGACAUCUUUUGCAUCGCUUAACGCCAGCUGGGCUUUUCUCACUAAAACGCAGUAAAGGCCAAGUUUCCUGAAAUUGAGUGCUUGACAUAGGGACCUAUCUGAUUAAUUUUAAAACGCCGACAAAUAAAUUUUUUUAGGGAUUCGUCAUUGGCGUCGACUUGCAAAUAUCAGGGCUGCAACCUUUUGAAACUACUGCGGGAGACGUAGAGAUGAUCGUCGCACAUCAAACUUUAAGGUGCUGCAAGCCAGCAUGGCGUGUCCUUAGUGUACAUUCAAAGAGAACAUUGCGUCAGUUUUCUACCACACCCCAUGCAAUGGCGUCUUUUAAGCAUAAACAUUCCAAGAGAAUAGAGGGACUGGAUAAGAAUGUUUGGGUGGCCUUUACCUCUGUAGCAGCAGACCCUUCCAUUGUCAACCUGGGCCAAGGGAACCCAGACAUCCCUCCUCCAGCGUACAUCAAGGAGGGUCUGGCACAGGCUGCGGCACUGGACAGGCUGAACCAGUACACAAGAGGAUUUGGGCAUCCAUCUCUAGUCAAGGCACUGUCCCAAGUGUACGGGAAAGUAUAUGACCGAGACAUUGACCCAUUCAAAGAGAUUCUGGUGACAGUAGGAGGCUAUGGCUCUUUAUUCAGUAUCAUGCAAGGUCUGGUAGAUGAAGGAGAUGAGGUUAUAAUUAUUGAGCCUUUUUUUGAUUGCUAUGUACCCAUGGUUCGAAUGGCGGGAGCAAAGCCUGUUCUAAUUCCCUUAAGACUUAAGUCUGAAAACAAGGCUAGCAUCACUAGCGCUGACUGGGUUCUGGAUCCAGAUGAGCUUGCAAGUAAAUUUAACUCAAAAACCAAGGCUAUAAUUAUCAACACACCCAACAAUCCUGUUGGGAAGAUUUUCACCAGAGAGGAGUUGCAGGUGAUUGCUGACUUGUGCACCAAGCACGACACGCUCUGCUUCAGUGAUGAGGUUUACGAGUGGCUGGUGUACAAAGGCCACAAGCACAUCAAAAUAGCUACUCUCCCUGGCAUGUGGGAUAGAACCAUCACUAUCGGCAGUGCUGGGAAGACGUACAGUGUGACUGGAUGGAAGCUUGGCUGGUCCAUUGGCCCAGAACACUUGGUAAAACAUCUUCAGACAGUCAUGCAGAAUACAUUGUAUACCUGUCCAACUCCUUUACAGGAAGCCGUAGCUCAGGGACUCCUCCGGGACUACAGCCUCAUGGGCAGCCCGGACUGCUACUUCUCCUCGCUGGCUGUGGAGCUGGAGGACAAGAGGGAGCGCAUGGCCGCCAUCCUCCGGUUGGGCGGCAUGUCCCCCGUCGUCCCCGAGGGGGGCUACUUCAUGAUCGCUGAUGUCACUUCCCUCAACAAAGAUCUGUCACACAUGGGAGACAAUGAGCCGUAUGACUACAAGUUUGUGAAAUGGAUGAUCCAGGAAAAGAAACUGGCAGCUAUUCCAGUGACGGCCUUCUGUGGGGAGGAUUCUAAGAAGCAGUUUGAGAAGUACAUCCGCUUUUGCUUCAUAAAGCAAGACAGCACUUUGGAUGCAGCUGAGGUUAUACUGCGUAACUGGAACAAAGACUCCUAAUUCAGCAAUAAGUGAAACACUGUCCCUGCUUCCGAGGUUGCAACUUCUUAGUAGAAAUGCGAAGCAUGUUCUUUGACAAAAUACUGUUGCAGUAUGUGCCACAAAAAACAGCCUAAUCCAGAUUUGUAAUUUAAGUAAAGAAAAUAAUAUUUCAUCCGUAGGCCUUAUGCCCUUUCGUUGAUGUCAUAUGUGGAACCCUUGUAUGACCAUCAAGCAAUAACAAAAAUAAAAAUAAAUAAACUAAACAAAAUCAAAAGUGAAGUAAUGUGUGUUGAGAUCAAAAAUAAAAUGGGAAAUGCUUUAAAAAUA
Messenger RNA from Anguilla rostrata (American eel), 1903 nucleotides. Its product is annotated as kynurenine--oxoglutarate transaminase 3. NCBI's taxonomy places the organism in Eukaryota, Metazoa, Chordata, Actinopteri, Anguilliformes, Anguillidae. Gene Ontology annotation, biological process: biosynthetic process. Gene Ontology annotation, cellular component: cytoplasm; mitochondrion. The record is from RefSeq and is a predicted model, not a curated record. The transcript is spliced from 14 exons. Gene Ontology annotation, molecular function: L-kynurenine:2-oxoglutarate transaminase activity; pyridoxal phosphate binding. Bases 227 to 1594 code for a protein of 455 amino acids.